AUGAUCAUUCUUGUUUUUAUUGUUCUUCUUCUUGCCGGAAUCGAUCACGUGCUGGGACAAGGGAAAUGCUACAGUUGUGCGACGACAAAUCUGAAAAAUAAUUUUCUGACAACAGACCGGGGUCCUGGUCCACGAAUCGCUCAGCCAAAAGUCUUCGAUUCAUACUGUAGCUCGGAUACAUGGAUUUUAAAGGAAAGAGCUACUGUGAACUGUGAUGGGUAUUGCUUCAAAUGGACACAGACACUCAAUAAUUCGGGCACUUUCUCAUCGAUGACAUUCCGCGGUUGCUACAGACAAAUGUUUGAUCUCACCAAUCCGAAAGUUCCACGAGAGCCCACCCACAGUUUUUGCACGUUUUCAGAAAAGCCUGUCCCAUGCCUCUCCGACUCAUCAAUCACCGAGAGUGCUUGUUGGUGCCAAGGGGAUUACUGUAAUAACUCGAAUAUCCAAAAUUUAUCCUUUCUUCUAUUCACUUUACUCAUUUUUCUUCACGUGCUU
Messenger RNA from Mesorhabditis belari, 498 nucleotides. The record is from the annotation of a GenBank genome assembly. NCBI's taxonomy places the organism in Eukaryota, Metazoa, Nematoda, Chromadorea, Rhabditida, Rhabditidae.